Messenger RNA from Chelmon rostratus (copperband butterflyfish), 3602 nucleotides. It is a transcript of the gene pdlim4, whose product is annotated as PDZ and LIM domain 4. Gene Ontology annotation, biological process: heart development; actin cytoskeleton organization; muscle structure development. The transcript is spliced from 7 exons. The record is from RefSeq and is a predicted model, not a curated record. Gene Ontology annotation, molecular function: actin binding; muscle alpha-actinin binding. NCBI's taxonomy places the organism in Eukaryota, Metazoa, Chordata, Actinopteri, Chaetodontiformes, Chaetodontidae. Gene Ontology annotation, cellular component: Z disc; adherens junction; stress fiber. The coding region runs from base 141 to 1271 and encodes 376 amino acids.
UUUCUCAGACGGGACGGCGUUGCCUAGCAGCUGGGCACAGGACUCUUCCGACUUUUUACGCAUCGAGGAACCGCGGACGCUCCCCGGCGCUGCCUGCCUGUCAUCUGUCUGUUUCCCCCUCGCAGUCUUUUUUGCCAAACAUGCCCCAGACCGUGACGCUAAAGGGACCCUCUCCUUGGGGUUUUCGACUGGUGGGAGGACGGGAUUUCAGCACGCCGUUAACCAUCUCCAGGGUAACACCAGGCAGCAAGGCGGCCCAAGGUGACCUGUGUCCAGGUGACACCAUCCUGGCUAUCAACGGCGACAGCACAGAGCUCAUGACUCACAUGGAGGCUCAGAACAGGAUCAAAAACUGCACCCAGCAGCUCACACUCAACAUCAGCAGGUCGGGUUCAGGAGACAGAGUGUGGUCGCCAACGGUUAGCGAAGAUGGCAAGACAAGCCCUUACAUGGAGCCUGACUCACAGAAUUUCCGACCCAUCACCAGCGGAUACGGCGGUUACAGCCGCAAACCUUCGUACACCUCUGAACCCCAGUCCCCGCAGGCUCUCCAGUCCCCGCAGGCUCUCCAGUCCCCGCAGGCUCCACAGCCCACCCACCUGAACAACGGACACUCCAGACCCAACAACGGGCACAGCUAUGGAUACGGGAACGGAACCGGGCACGCUCAGUACAACAACCCAGCAAAUCUGUACGCUCAAAAUGGCAGCAAUGGUGACAGAUCUCUGCCAAGCAAGAUGGGAGGCCUGAGCCUCAGUGCCACACACAGCCCAGAGCCUCCAAUACACUCCCCCGUGGGCCGUAAUGGUUUCGACACGCAGUCAGACGUCUACAAGAUGCUGCAGGACUACGUGGAGCCCGUCUCUGAACCCAAACAGUCCGGCUCCUUCAAAUACCUCCAGGGAAUCCUGGAGGCUGAGGAUGGAGGUGUGUCCCCAACAGAGAGAAUGAGAAACUUGAAGUCUCCAGUCAGGUCUCCAAUCCCCAAACUGGGAAGCCCCAUCCCCAGCCCCAUGCCUGGACUUCAGAAGCUGCCCCAGUGUACACGCUGCUGUAAUGGCAUUGUUGGCACCAUCGUGAAGGCCAGGGACAAGCUCUACCACCCUGAGUGCUUCAUGUGCGAUGACUGCGGCAUCAACCUCAAGCAGAAAGGCUACUUCUUCAUCGAGGACAAUCUGUACUGUGAGACCCACGCCAAGGCACGCGUGCAGCCCCCAGAGGGCUACGACGUUGUUGCCGUUUACCCCAACUCAAAGGUGGAGCUAGUCUGAGACAGAGAUGGAGCUGGCUACACUGUAAUAAUACUGGGAGAAUGGGGCUACUGAGUAUCCUAGCCUACAUUUAUCAGGCUGUCGAGCUGGAAUGCAGAUCUUGGAUCAGUUGUGCCUUUGGGAGAGUCCUAUGAAAUUUGUGUUUCAGUGAUCCAAGAUCAGCACUGCUGCACUGACAGAGUUGAUAAAUGCUAUGUAUAUUGAGUAUAUUGAAAUAUGAACAAGGCCUGGAUCCAACCAAAACCCAUUUAAAAAAAAGGCUGACAUUGUAUGCUGUAUCCCAGCCUCAUCUCUCAAUCAGUUUGUCCAAAUUAUAGAUCCAAGAAAUACACCUGACCAGUCAAGGUAAUGUUCAGAAAAGGUGUUCACAUCCACGUUUAUAUCGACAGCACAAGCACAGCAAACUGCCAGAAUAUUCCUCCAGGAAACAAGAUGCACACAGAUGGUUAAAAGUCAAUCAGGACAAGUUUAUCGCUAGCAUCAUAUUCCGUGUCCAGUGACAACCCUUAAAGCCUUAAAAUAACUUAAAACACUAGUGUGUUUGUGUGUGUGUAUGUGUGUGUGCGUGCAUGCAUGCGUGCGUGCGUGCGUGCAUGCGUGUGUGUGUGUGUGUUGAUAUCACAAGAGAAUUGCAGUUGACGUGUGCAUUUGCAGUGAUGAACUGUGCAGAGGAGUUAGUGGUUUUUCUGCCACCAGCUCCAGAACACAGACUGACAACAUGUCAGUCUGUGUUCUGCACAGUCAUUUAAGGUUUGAUGAUAUUUUGUUUAAACUUUGGUUAAGGGGUUCAAAGGUUUCAUUGUCUUUUUAACGAUGUUGCAGUUACACAUUAUACUCCUGUUGUGGAUGGACUUUUUCAUUUUCUAAUGUACAUCUAUGCAGUUUACUUUUCAGACUUUCUAUGUUUGCAAAACUGGGGAGCAUCUCUGUUUGAUGGUCACUUUCUCUACUCACUUUUCAGUUGUGUGAAACAAUAAGCAAUAAGUCAUUAGAAGCAGAUCUCUAACAAGUGCACUUGUGAGUGUCUGGACUGUGCGUCAGUGUGCUUCGCUGUAUGGCUUUACUGAACUAUAACCCACAGUAAAUGCCUCCGUUUGCAGCUGUCCGAGCUCCACCUUCUGAAAUGUAAUCAAAACCCUGCAGAGAGGAGACAUCUCACUGUCUCACUGAGAAUCACUUUAAAGAAUUUCUCCCAGAUGCGAUCCCAGCAACCUCAAUUUAUACACAACAAAUUGCAAGAAAAGAGACUUUAAUGAUGAAGUAGUUUCGCCUGAUGCACUGCAUGAAUGCAAUGAUGACAGGCGGGAUGCACAUUCGCAGAAGAUUGUAACUCAAGCACCUGACUGAGAACUGGAAUUCUUCACUCAAGUUCACGGUGAAGAAUUCCAGUUCAUAAAAACAAGAGCACAGAGUUCACUGGGCCUGUUUAUUAAAAACACUCCAUUCUGACACCAAUAUGCUCUCAUGACAACUUUUAAAAAUGCUCGUGUGCACUUGAGACAGGCGACACGGACCACAGAAAACUGUUCGAGACUCGUAAACCAGGACUCGGCAGCCUACAACAUGUGGGAGUAAUAUUCACUUUGUUUAGUUUUUUGGACCCACAACAUAGAUAUAUUACAGUUCCUCGUUGGAAGAGAGAGAAAGACAGAAGUUGGAAGUAUGCAUAGUUGUAUUCCCUUCCUACUAUGAACUCAAAUUUCUGGCCACAGCCAAGUCCAUGAAGCAAAAGAAAUAUACUUCUGUGUUUCCUCUGAGAGAGGGGGAAGCAGAAAGGGAGGCAGUGAGGAGAAGAUGAGAAAGAGAAGUGACAGGAUGGCACAUAUUCUGUUUUUUUUUCUUUCUGCAAGAAGACAGAAACGUGCCAUUAUGACUGCAAUGGCUGUGGCUUAUUGUGAAUAGUGAAGUGAACUGGGUGGAGAGGAGAGUUCUUAUUCUUGAUUUUACAAAUGUUUCUAACAAAACUACUUUUUUAAUCUGAAAUGAGAAACUGAAUUUUGCAGUGCUGAUAUCCGCCAUUUCUUCUCAGUAUCAGCAGUGAUUGUACCUGCUGGUUUUGCCGUCUAGUUGUCUUGUAAAUUAUGUGAAAAUUCUAUUGCGACCACAUUGUUUCUUUGGUAUUGUACAUAUUUGUUUAAUCGUGAUUGGACAUACGGUGUAUAACAUGUCGCUCACGUGCCUUUGCAUACCCAUGUUUUUACAUGAUUUCUCUGACACAAAUCCUCUUCUUGUGUUUAACUUAUUGUUCUACCAACACAUGUUUUUUUUCUGUUGCUUCUUAUAUCCUUUUUUUUCUAGGAUCUAAAUAAAAUGAGAAGUGCAUUACCAUGA